UUGUAUAAACAGACAGAAGCGAGCACCUGACGCAGGAACACUCAAUGUGGAGUAGAGAUUGAUUUGGGAACAGCAGAACAAUUUCUUUUACUUCAGCUUGAAAAGAAUCUUCAAUCAAUUCUUCUGUCCGAAAAGCAUGGCGCAUUCUAAACACGGAGCUCAGAGCCCUUUAAUGGAGGCUGCUGUGGGGUUUGCACUGGGAGCAGUGGGAGGCUGCAUACUGGGAGCCACAGAGGACCCUGUAGACCAGUCUCUGUCAGUGAUGACUUCAGCAGGUCCUCUGAAGCCGGUGAUGGAGGAGGUCCGCACAGUGGGCCCUCUAGGACUGGGGACCCUUAUCGGAUCUACAGCGCUGACCACGGCGAUGACUUCAGUUGUAGCCGGUGUGAUUCUCGCAGCGUUGACGGCUUCAGUGUUUGUGACCACAAGGAGCUGCGGAGCCUCACAGAUAAACACUGUCAGCUUGUGGGUGUCAGCAGGACUUGCCGGUGCUAUUGGAACCACAAUGAGCGGAGCCACAUUUGGGUUUUUCGUUGAGUGGAUUGUGAAGACCUACGGCAUGGUAGGCCUUCUGUGGGCGCUGAGUGUAUUUGCUGUCCUCAAACCGCAGCUCCAUUUUGUGUUCAAGCUCCUGUGGAAGCAGGGAGAGGCAUGUUGCACUCUGGGAUCUGCAGGUUGGGCCAGGGAGAGGGAACAGAUCGAGAUUAAAGAGUCCCAGCAGAGACACAGGGUGACUCUGCAGAUAGAGCAGCAGAUCCUGACUCUGGAGAAGGAAGGGGACGUCAGCGGGAUACAGGACCGGACGAUGUGGGAUGUUGAGCGAAGGCAAAGAGAGGAGCUCAAGAGGAGGAAGACCGAGAGUGAAGAAGCAGAGAUGGAGCAAAGAAGCAUCCAAGACUGGAUCAAUACUGUGGUGAUCAAAUUUGUGGAUUUCAUGGCUUUCUCUGGCAUACCAAUGACUGUGGUUACCAUAGUUACUUCACUGUUUGGGGUGUUUGGUUUUGGUAGGCAUCCGAUUGUGAUUAUUGUACUUUUGGCUUUAGUUGCAAUCAUCGGCUAUUUGCUACUGAAAUCAAAUGACUUUAAGUUCUGGAUGUUGGUGGGGUGCUUAGGAAUGUUCACCACAUUCGUCGUCGCCAUGCUCACCCUACACGCCAGUCAGACGGUCGUAUUAAAAGCCAUGAAAAUGGAAGCAAAAGGAUUCAACCAGUCCAGAUCAGACAUCAGCACUCGUAUUAACAUCCAGUCUUCGCUUGAAGCUUUGAAUGCCGGUUUCUUCGUGGCGAGGGUCUUUCAGUUGGGUUUGGGGGCUACAGUCGGGGGGCCACUGGUGAGGCACGGUGUAGGGGAGGGUAGAGUUAUAGUCGGGGCUGCUUUAGUGGCAGGGGGGUUACUGGUGGGAGUGGAGGUGUUAGAGCCGGUGCUGGGUGAAGGUGGGAAAGCGGGGGCACUGCUGGGGGUGGUGGGGGCAGCGGGGGUGUCGGCGGGCGCAGCGGCUGCUUUGGCUGGAACCUGGUCCUCAUGGUGCGGGACUGUAGCAACUUUUGCAGGGUUGGUAAUGGGAGCAUUUACUCUGGGAAAAUGGCAUUUUGUCAACAUUGGACUGCAGUUACCUGUAGCGUAUAUAUUUGCAUUAACCAACCCAUUUUGACACAUGUAAUGACGAUUAGGCUACGAACACACCGUUAUGAUCUUUUAAAAUAUUCAACGUUUGCUAUGUUUACACUCAGCAUCACCACUACUUUUGUAAAUGCUGUUUUAGUGCAGGAAUCAACUGGAAAAUACAGUCAGGACAGAUAAAAACUUUUGACACAGACACCUGAAUUUACCUCAUGAGAUCUUUUGUCACUAAUGUUGUGUCCUUCACUGAUUCAUUCACCUGAAAACAAGACAUGAAACUUAACUACCAGCUGUUAAUUCAGGAUGGACAGUAAACUACAGCUGUUUCUGUCCUUGUUGUCUCUCUUGGCAGCUGUUGUACUGGUAUAUUCUGCAUUCUAUGAUGCAUCUGAUGACAUUAACAUGAGGUGAGAUGUUAUUUGAGCAAACUGCAGUUUUAUCAACUCCCCUGGUGACAUGAUAUGUGUUUUAAAGGAGUGAUAUUUUGCUUUUUUUUUUAAAAAUGGAAUUAUGGAUUUUAAAACAUUUCCCUGUGGUCUACACUGGGGCGCCGCCAGCAAUUGUGAGCCCCAUGAAAACUAAACGAUGUGGGCCCUUUAUACAAUUCAGUAUCUUGGGGGGGAAUGGGGAGGUGAUAUGUACGUGGGGUAGGGGCAGCAGUUAUAUACAUGGGGGUGCUUUCCAUAACUAACAUAACUAAUGCUAGCGUGAAGCAAAAGUCAAAGUCAACAUGCUUUCAACGUCCAGCUACCGGCUUCUAUGCCUCUAUUAUACAGUGGACCUUAAAAUAAAUUUUACGACUUCUAACCUGUAUCCACUGGGCCCCCUCCACUGCUCUAUGGACCCCCCC
This is a messenger RNA of Sphaeramia orbicularis (orbiculate cardinalfish), 2470 nucleotides long. RefSeq lists its product as uncharacterized. The record is from RefSeq and is a predicted model, not a curated record. The transcript is spliced from 2 exons. NCBI's taxonomy places the organism in Eukaryota, Metazoa, Chordata, Actinopteri, Kurtiformes, Apogonidae. Bases 137 to 1651 code for a protein of 504 amino acids.